Molecule: messenger RNA, 1511 nt
Organism: Hydractinia symbiolongicarpus
Lineage: Eukaryota; Metazoa; Cnidaria; Hydrozoa; Anthoathecata; Hydractiniidae
Product: homeobox protein DLX-6-like
Exons: 3
Coding region: 148-1011 (287 amino acids)
Biological process (GO): embryo development; regulation of transcription by RNA polymerase II; cell differentiation
Molecular function (GO): DNA-binding transcription factor activity, RNA polymerase II-specific; RNA polymerase II cis-regulatory region sequence-specific DNA binding
Source: RefSeq, a predicted model, not a curated record
GGAGAACAUAACUUCAGUUUAUACAUGAUAGAAUCACAGAAAGGUCACAUUGUUAAAUUCAUAUCAUCGGAAAGAGAAAUAAAUUUGAAAGUUUAUUAAUAUAACUGAAACAAUUAUUUUGUGCAUUGAGAACAUUUGUUUACAAAUAUGGUUGUUAGUACAGCAGCAACUGCGUCAGAUGCGAUAUCAAGCGCUGCGAUGACGAUAAAAACCGACGCUAUUCCGUCGCGUGGGUUUCCAUCGCCAGCAAUGAAGAUACCACGGUUUGGAGGUUUCGAAGGAAAAUACACGGAUGCGUUUUCGGCUGGUUUGAAUUUACCGUUUAACGCUAUACCUCAGUUACCGCAGUUACCGUAUUUACGACCAGUUUCUCCAACCAAACCAGAUGAUGAAAGAAUUGGUGGAUUUAGGUUAAAAAGCGAAGGAGAAGAGUCAACGAUGACAAAUAUUGAAGAUGACGAUGAUGAUUUGAAAUCCGACGAAAAUAACAACAGCAAAUCGAAAUCUCUCGCAAAUAAUCGAAAGUCGCGUAAACCUAGAACGAUAUACAGCAGUUACCAGUUGCGCCUGCUCAAUAAACGAUUCGAAAGAACGCAAUACCUAGCUCUUCCAGAGAGAGCAGAGCUCGCUGGUGAACUUGGUUUAACUCAAACCCAAGUAAAAAUUUGGUUUCAAAACAAGCGUUCCAAGUUUAAGAAAAUUGUCAAAGCUCAUGGCGGGUCAAUUCCAAUCACGUCAGCAAUCCAUUCACCGUACACAACAGGAAACCGAGUCUCAUUUCCAACUGCAUGGGAAAACUUAAAAUCACCGAGUACGAUAUCUCCAACUACAACAACGUCUAGUGGUUAUCCUCCUAGCCACCCUUUAACGUCUUCAAUAUACGAUAACAUGUGGUUUCACCCAAUGACUUCUAGCGGAGGACCUACUCCGUUUUCUUUUCCAAGUAUGGACUUGCUUAGUCAAGCAGCAAAUAUGCAGGGCUAUACGCCGGCUGCACAUUCAGUUUUAUAAUAUUUUCUUAUUUUUUUUUAAUUUACUUGUUAAUACGUAUUUUUUUUUGGUUGACCAUCUAUCGAGCAUUCGCGUGUAUUUCAAGUUUAUGUUUUUUUUUACAACAGCAACCUUCUUUAAACUUGUUUCGUGCAGUUACUAACAUUGUUCUAGCGUUCACUUCCUUUGUGUUUUUAAAGAAAAAAUUUUAUUUUAUUUUAUUUUUUUACACACGAUAGCAUUCUAUAACCGCACACGAACAUAAAAAAUACUGCUUAUUCAUCUAAACUUCAAAAUAUUUGGAAGGAAUAGUCGUAAACAAUUUUUUUUUUCGUGUGUGCGAUAUAUGACACGUUUUAUUUUUAGUAGGAUAAAGUUAGGAACAAUUUAUAAAAAGCACAUGAGAUGCUAUCGAAUUUAUAAUUAAAACAAAAGAGAUUUUUUAAGCGCCUGUAUAUAUGACUUGUACAAAAUUCUAAUUUUUAAGACCUGAUGUUUGAGAAUAUUUGGAUACAUAUAAA